UUUUACUUGAGUACAUUUGUGAAGAAGAAACGGUACUUUUACUCCGCUACAUUUGCAAAAUUCGACUCGUUACUUUUUUUUAAUAAUUAAUUUCACACAUUGGAUAAUACUACUAAUAUAAAUUAUGGAUCAUGCCGCCACUGGAGCUACCAGUAACUCUUUCACCAAUCAGACGUAGCCAUGCGGUCACAUGACCAGAUAUAAAAUGGCAGGCCGAGUAGCCCAAGCCUUUUCAACUUCCAAAGACGGACAGAAGAAAUACAUCAAAAAAUGGCAACCGUCUCCGCUAACACUGAACAGGACAAACACCCUUGGCCGCAUAUGCAAAGCAUGUUUCGCUUUAAAGGAGUACAAAAGGACAGCUAUAUAAUGCGAUGUCUUCUGUGUGAGCCAAAGCAAACCGACGUCUCAGCGUACAAAAACUCAACAUCUAACCUGAGGAAACAUGUUGCGAGGGUUCACUCCAACAAAUUGAGGAUGUAUACGGAAUUAAUGGACAGCCACAGAAAACGAAAGUCGUCCUCUUCUACCGAGCCACCUAUGAAGAACGCAAAACUUACAGACUCUUUCACUGGCUCUAGGCGAAUAACACAAGCAACAUUUGACAAGCUUCUGCUUAUGUUUGUAUGUGAGGCCAACCAACCAUUUUCUAUAGUUGAGACAUCGUCCUUCAAGACUAUGAUGGAAACCUUGCAACCUCAGUGUACAGUAAUGACAAGGAAAACAUUGUGCUCAAAAAUACAAGACGCUGUGAAGACCAUGAAAAGCAUAAUCAUCAAAAAACUGAGCACUGUGAACUAUGUUGCUACCACAACAGACUGCUGGUCUGCUAGACAGCAUAGCUACUUAGGAGUGACUUGUCACUGGAUAGAUGACAUCUCUUUAGAAAGGCAUUCUGCUGCACUGGCUUGUAGACCUCUUAAAGGUUCACACACAUUUGAUGUUCUUGCUGCUGCAUUAGAGGAAAUCCAUUCAGAGUAUCACAUCAGAGAAAAAGUGACCUGGACGACAACAGACAGUGGUUCAAACUUCUUGAAGGCCUUUCGAUUAUAUGGUGAGGACAAAGAGGAAGAAACAACCAAUUGGCAGGAGGAUAGUGGGUCUAUCCUUGAUGAUGCAGAAGACAGUGAGUUAGAGGUGGAGUAUCAAGAUGUGUUUGCCGUUUUGGAUGACAACACAGGUCUGGAGUACCAGCUUCCAAGGCACCAAAAGUGUGCAUGUCAUCUACUCAAUCUUAUAUCAACAGUUGAUGCCACUGCUGCAGAAGCUACCAAUGAUACAUACAAGAGACUGUCUCUGUCUGCUUUUGCAAAAUGUCAUGCUCUGUGGAAUAAAACCAGCAGGUCAAUCAUGGCUUAUGAAACAGUGGAACGUGAGUGCAAGUUGCAGUUUCUUCGACCCAAUCAAACUCGUUGGAGCUCCCUGUUCCUUGCUGUGGAAAGACUUGUCCGCAUUCAUAAAGAGCAAGGAGAGAAAGCAAUCCGCAAUGUUUGCACGGCAUUAAAGAUAAAGAUGUUCAAUCCUGCUGAAAUGGGAUUUUUGGUUGAGUACACUGCUGUGAUGAAGCCUGUUGCCAUGGCCCUUAAUAUCCUCCAAGGGGAAUCAUCUGUGCACAUGGGCUUCUUGCUGCCAACACUUUACCAGUUGCUGGAGAAGCUGAGGAAGCUGGAGUCAUCUUGCAAAAUGUGUAGACCUCUUGUUGAUGCGCUGCGGGAUGGAAUCCAGAAACGUUUUGGAGAAAUGAUGAAAGACCCUGAGCUGAUUGCAGCUGCAAUACUAAUACCAAGAUUCAGAACAUCAUGGACCACAGAGGAGAGCAUCUUAAAAGCUGGUCUGACCUUCAUCAGACAUCAACUAGACACAGAGUUGGGUGAGGCCAGCACAAACAGCAGCCUAUCUGAUGAAGAUGACUUCUUUGGGUCCAUGGGGUCAGGAAAUCCAGAAGCAGGGGAGCUGGAGAGGUACCUUUCAUGUCCAUUCACUGGAGGUGUGGAUGUAUUGCAUGGCUUUCCUCAGAUCAAGAAGCUGUCGAUCAAAGUCAAUACAGCUCUUCCUGCAUCUGCAGCCUGUGAGAGACUUUUUAGUCAUGCAGGACUCCUGUUCACUGCCAAAUGGUCACAGCUUCACAGCAAGAACCUUGAGAGCCAACUGCUGAAGCUGAACCACCAUUUCACUGACUGAAGAAACAAUUUAUGGUAAAGUGAGCCAUACACAUAUGCACAUCCACAUAGUGGAAAUUUGUAUUUGUCUUUUAUAAUUAGUUUUAAUGUGUGUGUGUUUUUUUUUUUGUUUUUGUUUUUGUUUUGUUUUUUCUUGUUUUUUUUAAUUCCUGCUGUCCGCCUUGGGAAUAAACUUUUCCUGAUUAUA
Oreochromis aureus is the source of this 2367-nucleotide messenger RNA. RefSeq lists its product as uncharacterized. The transcript has 4 exons. The record is from RefSeq and is a predicted model, not a curated record. Bases 271 to 2181 code for a protein of 636 amino acids. Gene Ontology annotation, molecular function: DNA binding. NCBI's taxonomy places the organism in Eukaryota, Metazoa, Chordata, Actinopteri, Cichliformes, Cichlidae.